AUGAUAUCAGAUUACUUCAUUUAUUUUAAUGACUGCAGUAUAAAUUCUAAUGUAUGGCAAUGCAAUGAUAAAAAUAUUGAAAAUUAUCCAAGCAUUAAAUUUAUUUUAGAUAAUCAAUAUUUUGAAAUUCCAAAUACAGCUUAUGUAAAAUACAAUAAAGAAACAGAUACAAUAACUCUUCUACUUUUACCUAGUAACAAUUCUAAAUGGGUAUUGGGGAGCCCAUUUUUAAGGCAAUUUAUAGCAAUUUUUACUCAGGGGAUAGGUAUUCAAUCGACAAUUGGCUUGGCAAACAUUGAUAUUAAGCCGAAAAACUCAUCAAGCAGUGCAAGCAAUUUUUGGAGUGAUUGGAGUCUGUAUUUCUAUAUCGGAAUAGGAGUGGCAGGAUGUUUAAUUGUUGUAAUUUUACUCAUUAUUCUGUAUCGUUUGAAAAAAAGAAGAUAA
Blepharisma stoltei is the source of this 444-nucleotide messenger RNA. Lineage: Eukaryota; Ciliophora; Heterotrichea; Heterotrichida; Blepharismidae. The record is from the annotation of a GenBank genome assembly.